CCAGUAUGGAUGGUUAUGGACUGUGGUAACGGUAACGGCAAGUAUAGAUGGCGCUCGUUUUCGAGGCACAAAUUUAAGACGUGUUCAGCAUGGUUCAGCAACACGUGUUAUAAAUUGCAUUCUUAACCUUAAAUUGAAAAAUCGUUAUUGUAUUUAUCUAUGCACUAUUAUCGGUUUAACUAUGACAGCCAAAAAGCAAUUAAAACGUAAAAGAACGGAAAGUACAAACAAGGAAAAUGUACCAGAAACAAAGGUUUUACCAGCAAAAAGAAUGUCAGAUGAACCACCACCAAAGAAGGUAAAAUGGAUUAAUAAACAGAGAGUGUUAGUAUUUGCUACCAGAGGAAUCAGUUUUAGACAUCGUCAUCUUAUGGAUGAUAUAAAAACACUUAUGCCUCAUCAUCGUACCGAAUCUAAAAUGGAACGUACUAAAAACUUACAAGUAGUUAAUGAAAUGUGUGAGAUGAAAAAUUGUAAUAAAACAGUAUUAUUUGAAGGUAGAAGGAAAAAAGAUCUAUAUUUGUGGUUUUCUAAUAUUCCUACAGGACCUUGUGCAAAGUUUCUUGUUGAAAAUAUCUAUACUAUGGGAGAAUUAAAGAUGACUGGAAACUGUUUAAAAGGAUCUCGGCCUUUAUUAUCAUUUGAUGAAAAUUUUAAUACAAAACCACAUUAUAGCCUGUUAAAAGAAUUGCUUGUUCAAAUAUUUGGUGUUCCUAAUCAUCAUCCUAAAAGUCAACCAUUUUUUGAUCAUGUAUAUACAUUUAGUGUAUUAGAUAAUAGGAUAUGGUUUAGGAAUUUUCAAAUUUUGACAGAAGAUGGUGGUUUAGCUGAAAUAGGCCCAAGAUUUGUAUUAAAUCCAAUAAAAAUAUUUGCUAACAGUUUUGGUGGAGAAGUACUUUGGGAUAAUCCAAACUAUAUUUCUCCUGCUAAGUUUCGACAAUCUAUAAAGAAAAAAGCUGCAGGUAAAUAUAUAAACAAGGUAGAACAGAAAACAGCGAAAGAACUUAAUAAACCAAAAGAAUCUUAUUCAUUAAAUCCAAUGGAUGAAAUAUUCCAAAGUGAUCCAUUAGAAAAAGCAUUAGAAUUGAAGAAGAAAGAAAUGGAAGUGUCAAACAAUACCAGUGAAACAAAAAAAGUAAAAAAAAGUUUUAAACAAAAGAAACAUUUAAACAAAAAAAUUGGAGUAACGAAUUCUAAAAAGAGAAUAAAAAAAUAGAAAAUUUGGUGUUACAUAAUAAUGUUUAUGAAAAUUCUCAAUUUUUCGUGGACAAUAAAUUUUUAUUUAUCGUUGUCAUUACAGUACAUGUAAUAUUACAAAUACAAUUAUGCUUGUGAGAUUAGCAAUUCGUAAUUUAUGUUGCAUACACUUAUAAUUGUACAAUUCAAAUACUGAAAAAAAUACUAAAAAGAAAUAUCUUUCUUUCUACAAAAAGCAGUUAAGUACUUCUUAGGCUGGUUUUAUUUUAUAAAAAUAUAUGUAGCUAAAAUUUAAAAAAUACAUGAUUAAACUUUAUCUUUUGUACACGUCGGAA
This is a messenger RNA of Osmia bicornis bicornis, 1532 nucleotides long. RefSeq names its product ribosome biogenesis protein BRX1 homolog. Gene Ontology annotation, biological process: rRNA processing; ribosomal large subunit assembly. Bases 182 to 1216 code for a protein of 344 amino acids. Gene Ontology annotation, cellular component: nucleolus. Gene Ontology annotation, molecular function: rRNA binding. The record is from RefSeq and is a predicted model, not a curated record. The transcript is spliced from 4 exons. NCBI's taxonomy places the organism in Eukaryota, Metazoa, Arthropoda, Insecta, Hymenoptera, Megachilidae.